Caretta caretta (loggerhead turtle) is the source of this 11165-nucleotide messenger RNA. It is a transcript of the gene SAMD12, whose product is annotated as sterile alpha motif domain containing 12. The record is from RefSeq and is a predicted model, not a curated record. Gene Ontology annotation, cellular component: cytoplasmic side of plasma membrane. NCBI's taxonomy places the organism in Eukaryota, Metazoa, Chordata, Testudines, Cheloniidae. Gene Ontology annotation, biological process: cell surface receptor protein tyrosine kinase signaling pathway. Gene Ontology annotation, molecular function: protein binding.
GUGAGAGCGGCAGGUUGAUCGUCUUGGUUGCAGAUGAGCAGAGAGAAAACAUUGGAGGGGGAGAGAGAGAGAAGGGGGGCUAGGAGAAGUGCCUUGGGCAGGCGAAUUAUGCAUGCAUUAGGCGAGCGCUGAGAGAAUGGCUGUGGAAGCUAUCCAUUGCAAUCUGAAUCCCAAUGGCAUUGAUCGUCCUGUCCACACAGAAGAUAUUAACCUGUCACUUGAAGGUGAAGGAGUUGAGUUGCCCUCACGUAAGAGUGAUAAUACUCAAAAGGUGCUUGAGUCGAAAGGGACACCCAAGAGACAGCAGGUGGAACCAGAAACAUCUAAGUCUGGUACUGUGAAACUGACAAAACCAGUAGCUCUGUGGACACAGCAGGAUGUCUGCAAGUGGUUGAAGAAACACUGCCCUAAUCAGUAUCAAAUCUACAGUGAGUCAUUCAAACAGCAUGACAUAACGGGCCGUGCAUUGCUGAGGCUUACUGACAAGAAGCUUGAACGAAUGGGGAUUGCCCAGGAGAGCCUACGACAGCACAUUUUGCAGCAGGUGCUUCAGCUGAAAGUGAGAGAAGAAGUCCGAAAUCUACAAUUACUUACACAAGCCCCAACAGAGGCUUCUCCAUAAACACUACCAGCCUCUAAAGCUUCUGUCCUGCCAGGUGAUAUGAAAGUGAACUUUACUUCGUGAAAAGCGUAACAAAUGACACUGCCAGAAGGUGACCAUGGAGAAUUGAAAGAUUAACUGAAAUACAACCAUUCAGUCAAGAUGAUGCAUUCCGGAAAGUCUGGUUUGCUGUGGAAUUAAAAUGUGGUGCAUAAAAUACAGUGCUAAUUUGUUCAAAAUGGUCAUUGACAGACCAUUAGCUGGAAAACUGUUUCCAGUUUUCAUCACUGUGCAUAACUGUGAGUUCCCUUUAGGGGACUAUCUGUGCCCUUCACUGGAAGUCCUGUUUUAGCAUGGCAACUACUGGAUUAUUUUAUUAUGUAUGCAGAUGGCAUGAUGAUGUUUUAGGAAAAACUUACAGCAGUCCUCCAACCUCCAUAAAAAUGUUCACAAUAUUACACCCCCGAUAGGAAUGUAAAUGUCUUGUAUAUGUUAGUUAUGCAGUCUAAUGGUAUUCUGUUUAACUAUAUGUGAUCUCCACACAGAAGAGUUAGCACAUUCUAUACAUGUCAGGAAAGGUAUUUUCUUUAUUUCAAUACUAAAAUAUGUUUCAGUACCUACACUGAGACUGUAUCUAAAAUAGAACCCGUACUUGCUUAUAUUCACAGAUUCAUGGGAGAUUGCAUAGAUAGAUUUGCUCAUGGCAAGUAUGCACUAGACAUAUUUUAUUGAGACUUAUUGAACAGUUCUCAUGGAGGUAGCCAGGAAUAGGGGAUGUUGAAUGGACUAUCGGAUAUUGUGUCUGCUGUCCCCCGCCCCCACCAAUAAACCAAGCAGUCCACAUUUCUGUUGUGCUAAUGUAAAGUUCCCAUUAAAUUGUAAAGGAAAAGAUCCCUUCUCUGAGAUGCAUUGUGCCUAUGGCUUCGGUCUGCAUUAAACACAAGAGAGACUGGAGAAAUUCUGGUACUUCUGCUAAUCACUAUUUGGUGCGGGGGAGGGAAUCACAACUUGCAGAGUCCGAACAAAACCUCUUGAAGAUAAUAAAGAGUGAGAGGUGGACUAGAUGCUCCCACUCUGUACGACUCCUCAUAGAGGACAGAUACCUCCAUUAACAUUUCCUCCUCUUUCUACCCAAAACACUUUUUUUUUUUUUUUUUUUUUUAAACUCUGAACUGGGGUUAAGGUAAAUGGUUCUAAUAACCCUUUGGGCAUUUUGUAGCAGGCUCAAGACUGUUGCAUUCAAACUGAGCAUUGUUAUUUGUUGUUCAGUCUCUGAGUGGCUGACAUCACGGGUUGUGUCACAGCUGGCUGUGGUACAGUUUUUAUCCACGGGGACUUGCGGGAAGUACUUUUCAUCCCACCCCUCACAUUGGGACCUAUUUGAAACAGACUAUUUACAAUGAAGUAAAUUAAAUAGUCAGCAGCAUCACAAGGGACCAGCCUGGUGGUUCUUACAGUUCGUAAAUGAAAGAUGGCACUUUGGGUAGCCACAGAACAUCUUUCUCUCCAACCUAACGGACUAACACUUAGUCCAUCUGCCAAACCUGUAGAGAGCCUUCCAUGUCGGAGACUUAGAUACCAACAGUGGAGAGAAGAUGAAUCUUCAUGGGAUAACAGUAAGACAAAGGGAUAUUUUUGAGGGAUUUCAUGUGGUACACUUUUAGAAGCUAUUCUAUACACUACUAGUGAUUGUAAGAUCAACCAGUUAGAGCACCAGUGCACCCAAAGUGUAUAUUUUUGGCUUUGUCAGAUGGGUGUCGAUUUAUGUCAGAACUUUUCACCCAUCCCUGGUAUGCAAACAAUAUAUAUACUUUUUGGACAGUUAUAAAAAAAAAAUUAGGAUCAGCAUGUUGGCUACUGUAUAAUAUCAAUUUAGAGCACAAUUACAGUUAGUUAUGGCCAAGAUUUUCAGAAUUGUCUCGUGAUUGUUGGGUGCUUAACUUGACACCUUAAGGGAGCCUGAUUUUCAGAAAAUUCUGAAAACCAGGUCUCUCUAAAGUUUCUCAAAUUGGGCAUCCAGAACUUUCGGGCAUCCAGAAUCACAAGUCACUCUUGAAAAUUGUGGCCUUUAAUUUAGAUUGGUUAAAAAAACUCCAAUAAAGGCAUAAGAAUAAUAUCCUCUCAGUGCAAAGUUGCUAGAGCAAUACUUUAGCAAUGUGUACUUUUUAUAGUUGCCCAUAGUAUUGCAAGUUGACUUUUUUCGAAAUUGGUCAUGUGCAUUGCAGAAUUUCACUAAAAGUUUUAGCACAUUUUAUAACCCUUUGCUAUUGUUCUGAUUUAGAAUGAAUUCUGGGAACUGAGAUCUGUCAUUUUCGUAGGUCACUUACAUUACUAUUGCUGUUUAAAAAAAACUUUCUUGGUUUGUUUAAAACAAAACAAAAAGAGAGAGAGAUACUUAUAUGUUAAGUAUCCUCUUUUACUAUACUCAAGUUUAUUACAUAGUGAUACAUUCUAGAAUAAUUCAAAUGAUAAAGUUAAGAUUGUCACAGAUCAUUAUACUAUAUGGGCGUGAGAGAAAAAGAUUAGUUAGGUAAAAUGUUUUUAUAUCAAUGUUAGUUUUAAACGUCUACUAGUACAUGGGCAUGAACUUAGAUGUCUGAACUAAUCCGCUUAAAACAGUUUGUUUUAAAUGAUUCCCGGGGUUUAGUUAGGAGGAUCUGGGAAACACAGUGUUAGGGGCACUGAGAAAUGUGAAAAUAAGGGCCAAGUCCUGGUCUAACUGAAUUCAGUGGAGUUUUUCCAGAGAUUUCAGGAGGCCACUGUUUGACACUAUGCUUGAAACUUACUUAGGCCUCAGUCCUACAAAGACCUAUGCACGUGAAAGACUUCAAGCAUAAGGAUUCUCCCACUCACGUGUGUAAGUGUUUACAGGAACAGGGCCAUAAGGAGCUCACUGUAUGUUUGAUUUGUAUUUAACUAGUAACCACGUUUAAUCACUGUUACUCUCCGAAAAUAGGCCAUGCUUCCUCAGGGAUAUUUAUGGAAUUAUUAUACAUCCGAUGAACAAUUGUCUCAAUCCCAACACAUUCCUCUGAAAAGUGUGUAAUAUAAAUAAGGGUAGGAAGGGGGUUACAUUACUGUGAACGGAGCGGAGUACUGUGUUGUGUGAGAGGCUAUGGAAAGCUUUCAUGUUUUUAUGCUGAACACCUUAUUAAUAGCAGACCCCCUCCACUUUUCCCUGGGUCCCAAGAAUAGAUCCAUGGAAAGAAUGCUCUGUUUAUAGUCAUAAUUAAUUUACAGCAAGGGUGCCAAGACUAAGCCAACAUGAAAGGUAAGGAAUAAAUUCAUUCCUGCAAAAGGAAGUGAAUUUAAAUAUGCUCAUAGCCAUUAGUUCUGUGCAAAAGCAGAGUAGGAGACUAAUGCCAUUGUGUUAGAAUAGCAGCCCUAUGGAGGUAGGGGUGUGUGUGUGUGUGUGUGUGUGAGGGAGAGAGAGAGAUGGUGGUUAAUUUAACAAUGUGGGCGGGUGGGUGUGUACUUUGCAUUAUCACACAGUAUCACCAUUAAAUUUACCACUGUGAUGCUGGCAAUUGAACUACCACAGACUUGACUACUACCUCUAAAAUACGGGUAAACAAUAAUAGUAUCACUAGCAGAAUACUCCUAUCUCAGCACCCAGUCCUGCAGCCUUGCUCCCAUGAAUGGUCCGAUUGCCUGCUACCCUUAUUCACCUGGACCCAUAUGUGAGUAAAAGCUGCAGCAUCAGACCUUCACUAAGGAGUUUUCACAGAGGCCAAGCCAUCUUAACUACUUCAGAUAAUGUCUUUUCUUAUACUAGGAGGGCAAAGGAAUCACCAGCCUACAUAGGAAACUAUACUACAGACGAAAAUACGUUGUGUGCUUUUUUUCCCCUAUUUUUAGCUGUAUUGCUUGCUUUGUCUGCAACUGUCACUUAAUUGAUUUGUUAAGAAAGAUAAAGACUUACAGGCAAGAAGCUUGCAAAAGCUCUAUUAGUGCUUCGGUUUUGCCAAUCCAAGUGCAUUAGCAGGUUCAUUCUUCGCACUAUUUCCUCUCUAUUUUUAAGAGUAAUUUUGUGACUUUACAACUAGACUUAAAGCAGCUGCAGACUAUUUUAAAGAGAGGUUAACCUUUGAGAGUGACAUAAUUCUUUAUUCUGUAAGGGCUGUGGGGCAGAUCCCCAGCUGGUAUAAAACAGCAAAGCUUCAUUGAAGUUGUUGUUCACUGAUUUAUGCGAGCGGUAGAUCCAACUCCAUUUUGCUGGUUUUUCUUAAAACAAAAUAACAAAAACACUAGAUAGGUCAAUUAUUCAAAAAUUGCUCACAUAUGGAAAAAAAAAAUCUUGCAUGUUUUACCUCUGUACUCUUAUAACAAAUACUAUCUUUGUAAACUCAGUCUCAAUGAAAGCCCUCAAUACCUGGCUAUGGUACAAUUGGCUCUCAUCUCUAGACUGUGAUCAAUAUAAGAUUUUAAUUUAAAAAUAAAAGGGUCCUGUGGUUUAAUGAGGGUUGAUAGAGCCAAAGAAGCAAGGUUGCUGUUGACAUUAUCAACAGUAAACUUUGGGAAAGAUGUUUUGAAUACAAAACACCCCAAUACAUAACAAAUGGAAAAACAGGGAAUCUCACAUCAAUGUGUACAAAUCAGAAUUUAAGAUAUGCAGAUGAUUGAUAAGAGAAGCUAAAGGUAUCAACGAAAAAUCUUUGGUCAGUAGUGUUAAGGAUGAUAAGAAGGAAUUCUUUAAAUAUAUAACGAACCACUGAAAUCUUAGCAAAUUAUCUAGGUCCAAUACUAGCCAAAUAUGGUAAAACUAUCAAUCCUCGUGCGGGACAGGCAUAAGUAUUCAACAAAUAUUUCCGUUCUGUGGUCAGAAAGAAGCAGAAGAGUGUAGUCAGAUCUUACAGUGAUAAUUAAAUACUUUCUAUUCCACCAGUCACUAGAGAGAAUGUUAAACAGCAUGUAUUAAAGAUAAACAGUUUAAAAGUUUGGGACUGGAUAACUUAUACCCAAGUGUAUUUAAAAAAUUUACUAUGGAGCUCUCUAAAUCAUUAAUGUUGUGGUUUUGUUUUUAAACAAAUUUUACAACACUGGGGAAGUUUCAGAGAACUGAAAAAAGACUAGUGUUGUGCCUGUGUUUAAAAAGAGUAAAUGAGAUGACUUGGGACACUGUAGGCUGGUUAUCAUAACAUCUAUCCUGGGCAAAAUCAUGGUCAGGUUGAUGUGGAAUGCUAUCAGCAAAGAAUUUUUAAAAUGUUUGCAUAAUUAAUGCUAAUCAGCAUGGUUUUAUAGAACUUGUCAAACAAAUUUGAUAUCAUUUUUGUGAAAUGACAAGUUUGCUUGACAAGGUAACUAUUUUGACAUAAUAUACUUAGAUUUCUGUAGGUAAUUUGACUUAGUCCUGCAUUGUAUGAAGUGUAGUUGUAGCCGCGUCAGUCCCAAGACAUUAAAGAGAUAAGGUGGGUGAGGUAAUGUCUUUUAUUGGAUCAACUACUGUUGGUGAGAGAGUGAGCUUGUCUCUCUUUACCAACAGAAGUUGGUGCAAUAAAAGAUAUUAACUCACCCACCUUGUCUCUCUUAGUCUUCUUGCAUAACAUUCUGAUUAAAAAUAGCCCAAAAUCAAUGUAGCUCAUAUUAAAUGGAUUAAAAAUUGGUUAACUGACAGAUUUCGAAAGUAAUUGUAAAUGUGAAAUUGCAAUCCAUUGUGGGUAUUUCGAGAGGGGAUCUGCAGGGAUCAUCUCUUGGUCCAAUGUUGUUCAAUAUCUUUAUCAAUUAUCUGGAAAAAAUAUAUAAAAUGUAAAAUUUACAGAUGACACAAGAAUUGGUGGAGUUGUGAAUAAUGGCAUGACCUGGAUCUCUUGGUAAUAUGGUCUCAUUUGAACAACAUGUGUUUUAAAACAGACAAAUACAACAUCAUCAUCUAGAAACAAGGAAUGCAGGUCACACUUAUGAGAUGGGGGGACUAUAUCUUGGAAUGUAGUGACACUAAAAAAGGAUUUAGGGGUUAUGAAUGGAAAUUGCUAUAAGAAUGAUUUGAGGGCUGGGGAAAAAGGCCUUAAACUGACAGAAUAAAGACACUCAAUCUGUUCAGUUUAUUGAAGAGUAGGUUAAGAGGUGACUUGACCAUGGUCAACAAGUACCUACAAGGGGAAGAAUUUUCUGAUGGCAGGGAGCUCUUUAAUCUAGGAGAAAAAGGAUAUAACAAGAUCCCAUGGUUGGAAGUUGAAAUUAGACAAAUUUAUACUAGAAAUAAGCAACAAAUUUUCAACAGUGAAGGUAAUUAACAUUUGGAACAACUUACAUAGGGAUGUGGUGGAUUCUCCAUCACUUGAACCCUUUAAAUCAAGUCUGAAUGCCUUUCUGAAAGAUAUGCUAUAGCUCAUACAAUGUAUGGGUUUGAUGCAGCAAUUAUUGUUUAAGGUUCUUUUGUCUGUAGUAAGAGGAUGGGUGAGGGGCUUAUAAGUACCUUCAGAGACUUACUCAGACAGAAUUCUAUUGAUUUUAAUGUGUUAGCUUACAGUAGUAGAAAUACGUAUGCAGAUGGACUUUGAGAUAAAUGUCAGUGGGACUGCUUGUAAAGGAGGGUAAGACUGAACAUGAUUGAAGGGGACAGAACUGGAUCCAAAAUGACUAUUAAAAUAGAAGAAGAAGUCUGUGUCCUUCUACAAGUAACACCUCGGGGCCAAAUCAUGCACUCAAAUCAUUGGCUUCAGUGAGAGUUUUGUCUGAGUAAGAAGUAAGAACGGCAGAGUUUUGGCACUGGAUUAGGAAAGUAGUAUUCUACAGGAAAGAGAAACUUUCUCUGCCUGUACAUUCUGAAUAUUUUUGUUUUGGAAAAAUUUUAAAAUUUUUAUUGAAAAUUAAACUUUUUUAAUUUGUGGGUUUUUUCAUUUUUAUAUUUGAUUAUUUAAUGAUAUCAGUCGUACUCACUACCGAUGUCAUUAAAUAAUAACAGUACUACUAACAUGUCAUAUUGUGACGACUCAAAAUCUAUAUUUUAUUUUUAAAAUCAUUAAGCUCUGCCGCUAUUCAGUGCUGAUUAAAACAUCAUCUCUUCUUUUCUUCAGAGUGUCUCCUGUUUGUGUUGUAUUGAAGCAGUGUGACACUUUGAACAAGAAGAUAGGCACUCCGUGUACUAAUUAGAGGAGCAGAUGUUUUCAAUAGCUUUGUGUUAGCCUGGAAUCAUUUUUCUAGGAUAUUGUCAAUAGCUGCUCCUCUAAUUAGUAAAAUAAGAGAAUACUGUGACUAUUGAAUCUUGACAUGAUAUGUCAUGUUGUGCACUUCUACUAUUGAUGUGUCAUGAAAUACUUUUAUUUUUACAUUAACAUAACACUGAAAAAUUUAAAAAUAAAAUUUUGAAUUAAAAAUUUUGUUUUGAAACGAAGUUUUGAAAUUUUUCCAAAACAAAAUUUUCAAAGAUUUAUUUUCAUAUAGAAAAUCAUGUUUUCUGUUGGAAAUUUUGUUCAAAUAGAUGCAAGUUCACCAAAAACUUGGAUUAGUCAAAAUGGCAUUUUCUGAUGGAAAACUGUUUUGACUAAAAUUUUCUAACCAACUUGAGCAGUAAGCACACCAACUUUACCAGUAAAAAAGCUUUUGCAUGAUUCACCCCUUAUAGUUGGUCAUUUUGAAUUUUGGUACUUUAAAAAUAAGUAACAGAGCACUCCGUUUCUGAUGGCAGUUUCACAAAACAGUGUUUUGAUGGGAGUACUAUAAGCAGAGGCUUUAAUACCUGCCUUUUACAGGUCUUCAGUAUUCUGGGGGGAAAACAGGAUAUAUGUUGUUUAGAAUAGACAAUAACUAAACUCAGCCAAAGAAAAAAAGCAAAGUAUUUACAUUUAACUACCAGAAGGUGAUGUAGGCAGACUGGUGUUGAAAACCUUCACCAAAAAGCAGGGCUAAAACCGAGAACCUAGACAAGAAGGUAAAGAUCUUUUGGAUUCUUGCUGUAAUCCAACAUAAAAAGAAAUUAGUUUGGGUUAGAUUUACUCCUUAAAGAACACUAGCCCACAUCAGUCAGCCAUGGAAUGAAUUUCACGCAGUCACUAGCUUACGUUUGUGAUAGCUUAUAAGCAUCUUCAGUAUUCUGAACAACCUUGCAGCCCGCAAAGGAGAACUGUCCUUAAAAGGUAUGUUUGAGGUCAUAGUUUGGACAAAGAAAGGAGCUGAUGUUGCAGAUGGCUGUAUAAUGACAGCUUCUGCUCUAAAAGCAGGAUUUUGAGCAUUAUUAUACAACAUCCAGGCUUAGCUUGAGAAUGAGAAGUAAAGCUUCUUUCUGAUUUUUAAGUGAAGAAUAUGCACCGAAUACAUCUAAAAAAUUCCACUGUGCAGCUAUUGUUGCACAUCUAAUCAUAUUAUUUCUAUUAAACACUUGCAGUGAAUUCAUCUAUUUAAUUUGGUGGCUAAUGACAUUAAAUAGCUAUACACAAAUUUUUAGCAAAGGGAGAUCGAUACUGUAGCAAAACUGCAUAUGAGCAAUAAAAAGCUGUGUAGAGAAAAAUAUUGAUCCACCAGGUUGAAUGCUUGGGGGUUUUGUUUGUCUGGAGCAUGCAUUUAUACAUCCGUGCAGAGGAUCUCCCUUAUUGAGCCUGGCUCUGAUCUCAAGACUAGUGCAGAUGAAGGGAUGUUUAAAGUCCUCUUAUUUUACCACCUGAUCCUCAUUUGCUAUAUCCAGUAGCUGCUAUUUCUAUGUUAUUCUUCUGAGAAGGGUGGAAGAGAGAUCUGAGUGACCUCCACUAAGAUCAAUGCCAUGCCUUAAGUAUGUGAUCUUCCAACCACUGCUAAAAAUCCUGUCACAGGAGGUACUCAUUUAUAACCCUUCUCCCUCCUGCAAAUAGGCUUCAGCUCCACUGACCCAGAUAAGAGAGAGAGGGAGAAUCUUGUGCCAUGCUGUGAACAAGCUUACAUCUUAGUCCUGUAAGACCUGAAUGAAAGUUAAGGGCACUCAGCACUUUGCCCAAUCAGACGCUAGCAGUGUAAAUCCCCUGAUUGCUAGAGGCCAUUGAAAGUUUGAAACUGACAAGUUGAGGGCCACAGAGAACAAGUUAGCUGCACUCUUUUGAUGAGUUAUUACUGUAUAUUGGGCUCAACUCAAAAUUAAGAUGAAAUGCACAGCACAAUAUCAGACAAUGUGAAGUAAAUGAAUGACUGUGCUCCCUUUAAGAUGGGACAUAAUCUGCUAAGGAUGGCUUCUCUUAUUUUGCAUUAAGCCACUAGGAAAGAAAAAUGCUAUGAGUAAAAUAAUUAAUUAUCUACCUUUUCAUGGCAUUUCAGAAUCGGGAAAAAAAACAAGCUAGCAUUCAACAUUAAGAUUUCACACACCCCAGUAAUUAGCAUGGUAUAAUGCUAGCAUUUCCUCCAAUACUGAAAUAUUAGGUCUGAUCUCAUUAUACUCAAUGGAAAGAUGCUUGUUAACUUCGGAAAGCAUGGCAUCAGGCCAUUUAAUCUUUUGAAGACUCUAGGUAUUUUUAAAUCUUGACUUUCUUUUUUGCACUCACAAAUAAAUGUGAAGGCAGUUGUUUGCAGGUAAAAAUGAAAGCAUGUAGACAUGAAACUACUUGAUCACUCCUACAAACUAGGCAAGGUAAGCCAAAAUGUUAAAAGUAGCCUCUAAUUUUGGGUACCUCUGUUUUUAGCAGCUCAACUUCGGGACCUUGGCCCUGAUUUUUAGAAACGCCGAACACCCACUGCAGAAAUUUAAGUCAAUGGCUUAUUAUAUCCAAGGUGUGUUAAACUGAUCAACCAAAAAAUCCAUGGCCCUUUUCAGAAUUUGGCUGCAGGCCUGACCUCAUUUGCAUUCACAAAUAAUGGCACUGUCAGUUGUUUGUGAAUGCACAUUUCAGACACAGAAAGGUAGGCAAGGUUAGUUCCUUUGAAAAUCAUGGGCUAGAUCUAUAACAGGGGAAUGGGAUGCGAGGGAGGUGAGGUUCUAUGCUCAGUGUUUUUGCUGGAAGUCAGAGUAGAUGAUCAUAGUGGUCCCUUCUAGCAUUGAAAUCUAUGAAUCCUCAGCUGGAUUCAGCUGAAUCGCUGUCGCUCCAUUGAUUUCAAUGCCAGUUUGCACCAGUUGAGGAUUUGGCUCCAGGCCCUUAAUUUCCUCUUAAGUAUAUACAUGGCUGACAGUCUGAAAAAUGCUAGCACACUAAGGGUCAAUGAGUUGUUUUACUCAAAGGUCUCAGUGAAGAGCAGUUCCUGCCAGCACUAAACUUUUUAAAGAUAGAGCCAAAUAAGGUGGCAUAAUCAAGAGUGUGCCUUUUUGUUGGAUGUACACUGUUUCUUCCCAGGCACCCAAGGGGUUAAUCUGUAGCGCAGUUCAUUUUUUCUCAAAACACAGGAAUCAUUGUACAAUCCAAUUCUGAGUGGCUGUCAAUGUUAAUUCCACUUGAUUGUUUUUAUAUUUCCUCUGUUUUCCAAAGUCAACAAAAAAUAAAAAAAUUGGGGGGAUGAAUUGUUUUAAUUAUGAAAUUAAAAUUACUAUCAAGUUUUUGGUAUCUUUGGGCAUGAUAUCUGGAAGCUUUGGAAAUCUGCUUUAUCAUUUUGUAUAUCGGACAAUUUUGUACUCUGCAUUGUUUGACUUCAUUUGUGCAUGGCAAUGUAAUUAAAAUAUGGAAUUUUUACUCUA